This is a messenger RNA of Clupea harengus (Atlantic herring), 443 nucleotides long. RefSeq lists its product as uncharacterized. The record is from RefSeq and is a predicted model, not a curated record. Gene Ontology annotation, cellular component: membrane. Gene Ontology annotation, molecular function: transmembrane signaling receptor activity. Gene Ontology annotation, biological process: phagolysosome assembly; cell surface receptor signaling pathway. The transcript is spliced from 5 exons. The annotation marks the transcript as partial. Lineage: Eukaryota; Metazoa; Chordata; Actinopteri; Clupeiformes; Clupeidae.
AUGCGUUUCAGUGCCACAUGUUCCUCUUGAGGCACUGUAGUUGCACGGAGCCAGCAGCCUAGCAUGUGAUUCCACAUGAUGAAAGGAUGGUGUAAACACCGUUGUGUCAGUUGUAGCAAAGUUAGAAGUAAAAAUGGAAAACGAAAGCUCCACCUUGCCCACUAAUGUUAGCACUCGCUGCACUUUCUUCAACACAGACCCUGACGACUACCACUGUGAUGUCAUUUUGACAGUUAAGAGAGCCACAGGGACCUUUUCACUGAUUGGAUGCCUCUUCAUGCUGUUUGUCAUCUGGCUACUGCGCAGAUACAACUCCCUGGCUCAGAAGAUGGUUGUGAGCCUGACAGUGGCUGCCUUCUUCGACAGUGUUGCCUAUGUCAUGGGCGAGUCUCAUCCUGUAGGGUCUCUUUGUAACUUUCAGGCCUGGUGGCUCACAUACUUUG